AUGAAUUCUAUCAUUUUAAUCAGCAACAACAUCUUCAUUGCCAUCGAAAUAAUUGUCUUUAAUAUUCUCGGACUUUUUGGAAAUGUCAAUAUUCUUUUGUUGACCUACUUCAAACCUCAGUUACGAUCGAAAACAUCUUAUUUUCAAUGCGCCCUGAGCAUCUCUCACAUCUUCUGUCUCUUGUUCGAACUCCCAAAUGCAGUUUUCCUGUUCACUGGAAUCCAAUUAAAACGGAAUGUGUGUUUUCCUGCAAUCGCUACUUAUAUAUUUUUCAUUUGUGCUCAAGCUGUCAUUAUGCUCAUGCUAGUUGUCGAUCUCUUCAUCAUAGUAUUCUUCACCACUUUAUACAUGCGAGUGCACAACUUGCUUUACGCAGCUACCCUGUUGUUUCUUCCUUUGCUCUACUCCGCUUUUACAGUUGCUUGGGGGUUUAUGGAAAUGGACGAUGAGAUUAUUUUGUUCUGUAACCCACCGAUUGGUCUUCAUCCGCUGGUUAGCAGAUGGUGGUCAAUGUCGAACGUUGUUAUUAAUACAGUAACCAUCGCAUUGUUCAUUUUUCUCAUUGGAACAUUUCAUCAUAGAGGAAGAAAAGAGAGAAGUGAUACUCGAAAACUAAUGAAACGAUUAAAAGUUUCCGUGGUGGUAUUCGUCUUCUCGUGGUACAUGUGCACCCUCGGCGUUGAUUUAUUUGCGGCUUUAGGCCUCACUGGCUCCGCUCUAGCAAUUUUUCAAAGUAAUAUGGUCUUCUUCGCACUUCUCUGUUAUACACAGCCGUUUUAUGUGAUUCUAUGGAGAUCAUCUGAAUAUCGAAUGGCAUUUGUGGAACUUUGGAGUAAUUUCUAUUGGUUCAAGGCAUCAAAACCAAAACAAUGGUUGGAGAGAACUGCGAAAGUUCAUACUGUAGUUUCCACUUACGACAUUUCAAAAACAUAA
Messenger RNA from Caenorhabditis briggsae, 933 nucleotides. Gene Ontology annotation, biological process: G protein-coupled receptor signaling pathway. Lineage: Eukaryota; Metazoa; Nematoda; Chromadorea; Rhabditida; Rhabditidae. The coding region runs from base 1 to 933 and encodes 310 amino acids. Gene Ontology annotation, molecular function: G protein-coupled receptor activity. The transcript has 4 exons. The record is from RefSeq and is a predicted model, not a curated record. Gene Ontology annotation, cellular component: membrane.